Molecule: messenger RNA, 1846 nt
Organism: Rubroshorea leprosula
Lineage: Eukaryota; Viridiplantae; Streptophyta; Magnoliopsida; Malvales; Dipterocarpaceae
Source: the annotation of a GenBank genome assembly
CCCCUUGUCUUUACCCUAAUAUUUGCUGCUAUUUUUAGGCAUUUUCCCGACAACCGUACCCUGGCGACGGUGCUUCCGCACCCAAACUUUCCGUUUCUGUUAACAUCUAGGUUCCAAACAUCCCGUUUCUCGGCCGACAUACCGUCGGCAUUUUUUUUGUCCCAGCGAGAUAUUGUCGUCCGUUUCAUUUUCAAGAUGUAUGAGUUCAUGGAGUUGAUAUAGCCGACCGGAAUUUCAGUGGUUCUCAUUUAAUGCUCUCUGCAUCAAAACUUGAAGAAGAUCAAAAGGAAUCCAAAGUUUUCAUAUCCAUCGCCACCCAUCCGGUGUCUCUGAGCUGUGAGAUCAAAAGUUCAUAGGGGUUGAGAAAAAGCAGGCGGAUUAAAUUGGAGGAUUGUUAAGUAGGUAAAAAUAUUAGAAGUGAGAAAGAAGAAGAAAAUAUAGGAGGGGAAAAAUGUUUACGUGUAUACAGUGCACAAAGCAAACGCCGGAGGGAAGGGAGGAGCGAGAAGGAGCGCGUGGGAGUGGGACGCCAAGUACAAAAGAAGCCGUCAAAAGCCUGACGGCGCAGAUUAAGGAUGUGGCUUUGAAAGUUUCUGGUGCUUAUAAACAAUGCAAGCCCUGUACGGGCACAAGCAGCUGCAAGAAAGAACAUAGACCUUACCCAGAUUCUGAUGCUGCUUCAGGAGGAGUUCCAUACCCUUACAUAGCUGGAAGCUCAAGCUCAACACCUGCAUGGGAUUUCACAAGUGCUGGUCACCGUGCUGGUGCAAGGUCUGACUCAAGAUUUACUGGGACGUUCGGUGGUGAUAGGACAACUGGAGGGAUGGAAUCUAUCUCAGCACAGGAUGUGGUCCUAGAGGAUGAGGAUGAACCUAAGGAAUGGAUGGCACAGGUGGAGCCAGGAGUUCAUAUAACUUUUGUGUCUCUUCCUAACGGGGGAAAUGAUCUAAAACGAAUUCGCUUCAGUCGAGAUAUGUUUGACAAGUGGCAAGCCCAGCGAUGGUGGGGUGAGAAUUAUGACAGAAUAAUGGAGCUCUACAAUGUCCAAAGAUUUAAUCGUCAAGCACUACAGACUCCUGGAAGGUCAGAGGAUGAGCUGCAGAGAGAUUCUUCUUACUCGAGGAUAGAAUCAGUUAGAGAAAGCCCAAUGGCUUCAUCAUUAAACAAAGACUGGACACCGAGAAUCUACCCUAAACCAUCUGGAGGCAAAGGCUAUAUCCCACCUGACCACAUGGACCAAGUAGGCAACCAAUACUACAAUGCUGGGCUGAGUGUCAAUCCUGGUGGUGGCCCAAGAGGUGAGACAACUUUUGAUGCAUCAAGGACAACAACCUCAUCCAGAGACGAGCCCUCUCUUUCUGUUAGCAAUGCCAGUGAAAUCGAGGCAGAAUGGGUUGAACAAGAUGAACCUGGGGUAUACAUUACCAUUAGACAGUUAGCUGAUGGCACCAGGGAACUACGUCGAGUCAGAUUCAGCCGAGAAAGAUUUGGGGAGGUGCACGCAAAGCAGUGGUGGGAAGACAACAGAGAGAGAAUACAAGCACAAUACCUCUAAUUACAGUCACACACAAGUCAGGUGCGCCUGAAGUUGAAUGUCCCAAGAGAAUGAACAUACUCAAUUUUGUUCUGAAAAAUGUAAUGGUAAGCAUCCGUCUGGUGCUAGAGUGAAGUUCUUUUGUCACACACAAAAAAAGAAACAAAAAGGAAUCAUCAUCUUCAGAGAUGAUGGUAAACUGACUAACGUAAAUAUUACAGUAAAUUGAGCAGAGCUCUAGUCUUUGGUGAUGCCCCAUUGACAUUUUGGCUCGGCAGUGUUUGUUUGUUGUAAUACAAAUUCAGUUCAAGA